Lentinula edodes (shiitake mushroom) is the source of this 2596-nucleotide messenger RNA. RefSeq names its product GMC oxidoreductase-domain-containing protein. Gene Ontology annotation, molecular function: oxidoreductase activity, acting on CH-OH group of donors; flavin adenine dinucleotide binding. The record is from RefSeq and is a predicted model, not a curated record. NCBI's taxonomy places the organism in Eukaryota, Fungi, Basidiomycota, Agaricomycetes, Agaricales, Omphalotaceae. The transcript has 20 exons. Bases 173 to 2143 code for a protein of 656 amino acids.
GCACUGACCUCGAUCCAUUGCUCCCGUAUAGCCCCGACUAGCUCGAUAUGUUCCCGUCACUGAUAUGACCAGGAGAUAAUCACCUGGUGCCACAGAGGACAAACUCAGUUGAGCUAGUCAUGAAUGGUAUAAAGCGCCUCUCUCACCUGAAGACUGCAUAUCAUAAAAUCUCAUGCCUCUCUUCGAUACAUACGAUAUUGUUUUCGCUGGUGGUGGUACUGCCGCCUGUAUCAUCGCUGGUCGUCUUGUUCAAGCUGAUUCAUCGUUGAAGAUUUUGGUUAUAGAAGCAGGCCCGCAUAGUUUCAACCUGCACAAUCACGUUCAGCCCGCUAGAUACCUCAACAGCCUUGUUCAAGGUCAUACUGUUACACUCCACAACAGUGUUCACAGUGAAGCACUUGGUGGAAGAUCCGUUUCCGUUCCCUCUGGAUGCUGCGUGGGUGGUGGGUCUGCUGUGAAUUUCAUGAUUUAUACCCGUGCUGCUGCAUCUGAUUACGACGACUGGGAAAAACUAGGUAAUUCUGGUUGGGGGUCAAAUUCACUUAUCCCUUUGGCCAGAAAAGUUGAAACCUACCAAGUUCCCUCUGACAGCCCGUCAGCGCACGGGUCCACGGGACCCAUUAAAGUCUCUCAUGGAGGACACGACACCAACAUUGGCAAAGAGUUCUUAACUGCGGCGCAAUAUGAUAAAGACAGAAAAAGUUCACCCUCCGCUGAUAUCAACGAUUUUCAAACAACGAAUGUAUAUGGGCCUUGGCACAAAUAUAUUGACUCAGAUACUGGAAAACGUUCCGACGUUGCACAUCAUUUUCUGUAUAAUCUUCCAAACUUUAGCUUGGACCCCAACGAAGGCAAUAACUUGCAUGUCCUGACCAACCGGCGAGUGGUCAAAGUGAUCUUCAAAGAUAAUCGUGCAAUCGGUGUUGAGUAUGUUGCUCGUGAGGAUUUGAAUGUAGAGUCUCGAUUGCCGCCUCGAAUCGCAUAUGCUUCCCGCCUAGUUGUACUUUCUAGUGGAGCUUUCGGGUCGCCCGCAAUUUUGGAACGUUCUGGAAUCGGGUCUGCACGUUAUCUAGCAGACGCGGAUAUUCGUCAGAUAGUUGAUCUCCCAGGUGUAGGAGAGAAUUAUAACGAUCAUACCCUCUGUGUUACCCCCUAUCUCGCCUCAGAAGACUCCGACUGUCUAGACGAUAUAUUCAAUGGAGAUGAAGAAGCUAUCAAACCCCACCUCAAGGAAUGGCAAGAGGAAGGCUCAGGGCUUUUGGCACACAAUUCCGUAGAUGCGGGGGUCAAGUUACGGCCUACGCAAGAAGAACUUGAAGAGCUUGGGCCCUCUUUCAGACAGAUAUGGGAGGAGUUUUAUGUUGGGGCCCCGGAUAAGCCAGUCGCAUGCUUAGUUCCAACUGCGGGGGAUGUCCAAAAUUCUGCUCCAUCGGGGUUGAAGACAUUUGGAAUAAUCUUUUUUAUGGCGUACCCUCGGGCUACAGGCUACACCCAUAUUUCUUCUCCUACAAAUCCUUGGGCUCCUUUAAGGUUCGAUCCCAAAUUCCUAGAAGAUCCUGCAGAUCUCUCGGUCCUUCGAUGGUGCUACAAGCAUGCUCGUGAACUUGCUCGCCGGAUGAAGUCAUUCAGAGGAGAAAUUCCUGCUAGGCAUCCCAAGUUUUGUUCUAAUUCUUCAGUUUCCGGCGUCAACAAUGGUACCCCGUGCACUAUGUCCUGCAAUGGUACUUCGUACGUUGUACCUACCAAAAGCACAGCAUCCAUAAUCCCUUCUGCCUCUGGUCCAUUUGCCAUUGAUUCCCCGAAAAUUGUUUAUUCGAAGGAAGAUGAUAGAGCCAUAGAUGAUUACAUUAGAGCCAUCGUGGGUACGACUUGGCAUUCGCUUGGUACAUGCGCAAUGAAACCUCGCGAAGCCGGCGGAGUUGUCGAUUCUCGGCUCAACGUGUACGGAGUGGAGAAUCUGAAAAUAGCGGACAUGAGCAUUGCUCCACUAAAUGUCGGAGCGAACACCAAUAAUACCGCACUUGUCAUUGGAGAAAAGGCCUUUCUACUCAUUGCAGAAGAUUUGGGUAUCUCACUUGAAAGUGAAACAAUCAGCCAAAGCUUGAAGAAUUUAAGUCUCUGUGCUCAUUUGAAUGGUAACUGACUUCAUAGACAGUGAUGUAGUUGUAAGUUAGCACGAUACGAAAAAUAGAGUUUGGAAUGGAGGGGUCUCCGUACGCGAUGCUGAUUCAAUUCGUGUGUAAGGGCUUGACCGACACCAUAAGCUUGGUUGUGAGUCUAUGCGAGAAGGAAGACAUGGUUAGAGCAGUCGAGGAUUCAAUGGCUGUGGUUUGAGGGAUAUAUCCUCAAGCCGAGAAAACAAGCCAUAUAAUGUUUCCCGUGCUAGAUGGUAGGGCAAAGUAGAGUGGGUUUGGAGGCUGCUUGAAUGCUGUCUUCGGCCGGUGAUAAUAGACGUAUGGAGAUGGACGACGAAGAAGAAUGUGCAACGUUUUUCUCUGAACAUGAAGCCCUGGAUAAUCUCUCCAUGUCGUCGCUCUCCUCUCCAGUAGUUUUGCCACUCAGCAGAUCAAACCCCGUAUUCAAAAAUUUGUGAUGA